AUGGAAACAACAAAAAGUGCCAACGAAAGAAGAGUUGCAGAUGAAGAGGAUGGACUUUGCAGAACUGGCGAAGCUGACAGGAAAAAUCCGAAACCAGCACGAUCAAGUAUUCCAAAAGGAUUGGAGUAAGUUUAUACAAUAUCUGAAAGAUUAUUGUAAGCAAUUAACAUCACUAGCAGGGUUGUCUGGAGACUUGUAAUGAGAAAUUUUCUGUCUUUCUGUAUUUAUUUAAAUUUUGAGCCAUUUUGUAAUGAGUAUAAUUAGAAUUGGAAAACGUGUAAAAUGCAAUGAUAUAAAGGUUAAUUUCGAAAGCCAUGAGGCGGGAGGGAAGGUAGUCAAUGUAUAAUAUUAAAUGGAAAAUAAAAAUUAUACACAGAGAGAAAGAGAGAGAGAGUUAUAGGGUGGCAUUCAACUAACUUUUACUCAGAGUAAACUUAUUGAAAUUAAUGGAUUAAUUUAGGCGUGGACUCUCAGAAUUGUAGCGGCCCUGAGGGUCAUCAAUCAACCCCCUGCAAUGCAGGAAUCUCAACUAGAUAAAACAUGGCAGUCGGCCACCCAACCUUUGCUUUACAAUCUCCAAGGAAGGAGAAUCUAGCACUUCUCAUGGGAGUCUGUUCCAAUAAGACCUCUUAGUGUCAGAAAGUUCUUCCUGAUGUUUAGUUGGGAUCACCUUUCUUGUAACCUGAAUCCAUUGAUUAUGGUCCUAGCUUCCGGAUCAGGAGAAAACAAGUUUGCUCCAUCUUCAAUGUACAUUAUUUUUUAAUGGUUAAAUUUAGGUGGAUACCACUGAUAGCUAGUUCUGUAUGCAGUUCUCUUCCUGUUCUGUGCCAUUAUCCUCUUGAAGAGUGGAUUACAGCGGCUGCACCUACAUUUCAAGACAGACACUCCUCUCAUCAAAGGCUGAGAAGCCCUUUCCAAAGAGCUAAGAAUAGCAGUAUUUCUAUUGCUGUUUUUUUAAAAAAAAUAAAAAACCUGAGUGUGUGGAUAUUUUGUUGUGUGUGUGUUGUUUUGGAAAGGAGAGGUGCUGCUGCCAAAAGAAUGUAG
Messenger RNA from Podarcis lilfordi (Lilford's wall lizard), 1044 nucleotides. The record is from the annotation of a GenBank genome assembly. NCBI's taxonomy places the organism in Eukaryota, Metazoa, Chordata, Lepidosauria, Squamata, Lacertidae.